Molecule: messenger RNA, 387 nt
Organism: Paramecium pentaurelia
Lineage: Eukaryota; Ciliophora; Oligohymenophorea; Peniculida; Parameciidae
Source: the annotation of a GenBank genome assembly
AUGAAUUAGAUUAAUAAAGAUCGUAUCUUGAUCUUUAAUAAAGUAUUUCAAUAAUAAGGGAAUUCUUAGAAUUAAAAUAAGAAUCCUUGCAAACACUUAAAAUGUUAAAGUUUAGCUUAUUUAGAUCCUUAUGGGAUUGUAACUUGUUAAUCUAUGUGUUAAUCAUUUCAUAUAACUGAAACAAUGUUCGAUAAUUUCAACCAAGUAUUUUCACGUAGUGAAUGUAAUGGGUAAUUUAAUUUCUUGAGGAAUCCACUUUUGAUGGCUAAAUUAGUAAAUGAUUCUUUGGAAAUGAGUAAUAAGAAUGAAAACUAAAAACAGUAGUUUAGUCUAUAAUUUUAACAUGUGUUCGUUAAAUUGUUGCAAACUAGAAAAGUAGGAACUUGA